AUGUCGUGGAGUAGUCCCGUGUUGUUGUGUGUAUUUAUAGUAAUGUUCUUUGUUUGUACGGAUUCGGGUUGCGUCGGGAAGUCGUUCGUUAAGGCUUCCAGUAAACAGAUCAUCGGAUUACGUAAACUGAUCGUAGUCGAUGUCGCCGGGCCUCCGUCGAGCUCGGGGGAUACUGCCCGCCUUGUAAUGGGAACGAUCUUGUCAACAAGUAGUAUCGUCGUUAAUCUGAUAAAGACAAAGAACUACUUAAAUAUAAGUGUGACGUGUUGUGCUGCGGUAACGUGUUGCUGGGUCACAUUACAAGCAACUUGUAACAUUCGAGCAGUUUGUUGUUAA
Spodoptera littoralis (African cotton leafworm) is the source of this 336-nucleotide messenger RNA. NCBI's taxonomy places the organism in Eukaryota, Metazoa, Arthropoda, Insecta, Lepidoptera, Noctuidae. The record is from the annotation of a GenBank genome assembly.